Molecule: messenger RNA, 1092 nt
Organism: Megalops cyprinoides (Indo-Pacific tarpon)
Lineage: Eukaryota; Metazoa; Chordata; Actinopteri; Elopiformes; Megalopidae
Product: interleukin-17D-like
Exons: 3
Coding region: 194-796 (200 amino acids)
Biological process (GO): inflammatory response
Cellular component (GO): extracellular region
Molecular function (GO): cytokine activity
Source: RefSeq, a predicted model, not a curated record
GCUAGGGUGCUGGGGUAAGGGAAUGGGCUAUAGCCUGUACUGUCAAAUUCAGACGAUUGGACGUGACGAAUUACACCUACUGCGUAUUUAACAAGUUUAGGGCGUUCUAGAAGGAAAACAAAUGCGCGCAUAUAUUUGCGAUUUUUGAUGCCAUUUUUUUGUGGACCGCUUUUCUACGAAUAUUUGCGCAGCAAUGCUUGGUCUGCCUUACAUCCCCCUGUUCCUUCUGGCGCUGCUGUCCAGCGAGGUCGCGUCUGGUCCGAAGGUGCAGAAAAAACCGCCACGCUCCCGCCCGUGCCUGGACUUACCGGAGGAGAUCCUGGAGCAGAUGUUUGGGCGGCUCUCGGUCGGUGUUCUAAGCGCCUUCCACCACACUCUGCAACUCGCGCCCCAGGAGAGGGAGAACCUGACCUGCCCAUCGGCGGGGCGUCCCGGUCCGGACAGUAAGUCUCGGGUUCCUGUCAAUAUGCUGAGCAUCUCCCCCUGGGCGUACAGAAUUUCACACGAUCCCGCGAGAUACCCACGGUUCAUCCCCGAAGCGUACUGCUUGUGCAAGGGAUGUCUGACUGGUCCGAACGGAGAGGAGAGCGAGAAGUACCGCAGCACCCCGGUCUUCAUGCCCUCUGUCAUCCUGCGGCGCACUGGGACCUGCGCCGGCGGCCGCCACGCCUACGUCGAGAGCUACGUCUCCAUCGCCGUGGGCUGCACCUGCGUCCCGCUGUUAGACAAGGACGCCAAAGCCACCAAUCAGAGCCAGGAGAGCUCCAACCAAAGCAGCCUUAAUUCAAAACCCUGAGCGUUCAUAUGCCAGCAAAUUCAAGACAAGAAUUAGAACUGAGUGGGCUAGACAAAGUAGGCUACUACACGUCCUACUGAGCAAACAUCUGUUUAGACUAUUUGAUGACUGACGAUGGACUUACAAAUUGCAGUCUACUCUUAAUCAACAUGUAAACUAUCUCCGACGUACCUACUAUAACAAAUUCAGUGCGUUUGUGAGGAGUAAACAAUUGAAUUUUUACUCGAUAAAUUAUCUGAUAUAUACUGCCACCUGCUGACCACAGAGAGACUUAUUCAGACUUGCGGUCAUGACAC